CAACAAAAUAAACUAAGAAUAGUAUACACCAAAAUCCCUUUCAUGACCCACCAAGAUUGUUGUCUCACUGUAUCCUUAAACAUUAUCCUAACUAGCCAAUUGUUUGGCCCAAACUUCACAUGAUUCUCAAGCAAGAAAGCCAAUAUUAUUUAUUAACCAUACAUGUUAUGAAGAAGCAAAACAAUAUCACCCCAAGAAACCAUAGCAUAACCAUGGAAAAACCACAAACAACCUCAAACAAUAAUGCUCACAUUCUUGCAAUCCCAUUCCCCUUACAAGGCCACAUAAACCCCAUGCUCCAAUUUUGCAACCGCCUGUCGUCUAAAGGAGUUCGCGUCACGUUCGUCACCACAGUGUCCGUUAGCAAAACCCUCCAAACGAAACCCGGAGAAUAUCGAAAUGUCGAAACCGUGCCCGAUUCCACAGCCGUCGAAGCCGAAGGCUUAGACGUGUACGAAAUCUAUAUCCGAAACUUUCGAGCCGCCAUCUCAAGUGGCCUUCCGGACAUCAUCGACAAAUAUCGCGACUCGGGUUUUCCCGUGAACGCAAUCGUCUACGAUUCGGUUAUUCCGUGGGUUCUCGACGUUGCCCACGAGAAAGGAGUGAAAGGGGCGGUCCUUUUAACGCAAUCUUGUACUGUUUUUGCGGUUUUCCACCACGUGCACGAGGGCAAUUUGGUCAUUUCACCGGAUGGAGGCUCCGGUGAUGUGUCGCUGCCCGGGAUGCCGGUUAUGGGGGUUCGGGAUCUGCCGUCACUUGCUUACGAUAAGGACUCUUAUCCAACUCUCGCGAGGCUUGUGGUGGAGCAGUUCUCGACGUUUGGAAAGGCCGACUGGCGAUUGUUCAACACGUUUGACAAGCUUGAGAACGAGAUUCUAAAAUGGAUGGCGACCAUAUACCCGAUCCAUACAAUCGGUCCAACUGUUCCUUCCAUGUACGCAGACAAGAGAGUCCAAGGAAACUAUGACUACGGGCUCAGCCUCUUCAAGCCCAAAACCGAAUCUUGGUCCGAAUGGAUCGAUAAAAAAGAAGCUCAGUCCAUAAUCUAUGUCUCGUUCGGAAGCCUAGCCGAUUUAUCCGAGACACAAAUGGAGGAAAUAGCCCGAGGACUAAUCCUUACCAAAUGCAGCUUUAUAUGGGUAGUUAGAGAGACCGAGCAACACAAGCUCCCUCAGGACAUCAUCUCCUCACCCGAGCUAAGUGAAAAUUGCCUAAUUGUGAAUUGGUGCUCUCAACUAGAGAUUUUAUCUCAUCCAUCCGUUGGGUGUUUUGUCACGCAUGGCGGUUGGAACUCGACCUUAGAGGCAUUGACUUUGGGAGUGCCUAUGGUGGUCGUGCCACAAUGGACCGACCAAACAACGAAUGCUAAAUUCGUAAGGGAUGUUUGGCGGGUUGGAGUUUGUUGCGUGAAAAAUGGGGAUGGGAUUGUUUCGAGAGAGCAAGUUAGGGAUUGCGUGAAUGAGGUGAUGAAAGGCGAGAGAGGGAUCGAGAUUAGAGGAAAUGUUCGGAAAUGGAAGGAUUUGGCGGUAGAGGCCGUUAGUGAAGGAGGAAGCUCGGAUAAGAACAUUGGCGAAAUUGUGAUGGGACUUGUGUAAGUGAUCGAUUUCAAAAUCUCCAAGAUUUAGUUUUCUAUCAUAAUAAACUUGAAACAUUUAUGGGUUUUAUUGUAUGAUCAUCUGCAUAUCAUUUUAGGACUCGUUUACUUAAAAUGAUGGGAAAUGACAGUUUAAUCCUAUCAACUUUACACGUCAGCUUGU
Striga asiatica is the source of this 1757-nucleotide messenger RNA. The record is from the annotation of a GenBank genome assembly. Lineage: Eukaryota; Viridiplantae; Streptophyta; Magnoliopsida; Lamiales; Orobanchaceae.